AUGACCCGCGAGCUCAUCCGAGUUGGGAUCAUCGGCUCUGGAGCAUCGGGUCUUGCUCAGUUGAAGCAGCUGCUCGAUGCGUUCGCUCGGCCAGAAGUGAAGCGACGGGCUGAUCUCGAGGUGGUAUGCUUUGAGAAGCAGGAAGAAGUGGGCGGAGUAUGGUUCGCGAAUGAAGAUGCAGAGAAACGCUACCGCACUGCCUCGACCGACGCCUCUUCCAGUCUACCUGCCGGUGAACAAGCUGAACAGGUGUACGUCUACCCGCCAGCGGGCGAAGAUCCAUCUCCAAUGUAUGAAGGUCUGCGUACCAAUCUCCCACACGACCUCAUGGCUUUUCGCUCGCUUCCCAUGCCUCCAUCCCUCCCUCUCUUCCCCACCCGCGCCCAGAUCCAGGCAUACCUCGUAUCCUACGCUACCAUCUUCGAUCUCUACCCGUAUAUCCGAUUCCGGACGACCGUACGGCGGCUGUAUCAGCCCUCAGACCCCUCUGCCGCUGGAGGGCGGCGAUGGAUGAUAGAGUACGCAGGAGCGGAUGGGGACGUGACGGAAAUGGGACUGGACUUUGUCUGUUGCGCGAAUGGGCAUUAUGCGGAUGGGUGGAUAGCGCCUGUACCCGGUCUGAGCUCAUUCAAGGGGAAGGUGGUUCAUUCGCGUUACUUCCGCUCAGCGGAGGACUACACCGGCCAGAAAGUGCUCGUUGUCGGCUCAUUCGCCUCGGGCGGGGAUAUAUCGCGCCUCCUCGCAGCUUACAACUUGGGUAUGUACACCAAGACCGACAACUCAGCCAACAACGGCGGAACCGCAAGCCACAAUGGCAGAUCGAUUAUCGCGCCGGAGCGUCAGAUAGACGUGCACGUCUCUUGCUCGGCUCGAUCGGCGUUCUCGGUGGACACGGACGAUCCCGAUACGCCAUGGGGAAAGUACGUGACGUAUCACCCGCUCAUCGAUCAUAUCUCUUCCUCAGGCGAGGACAGUAUCAUCCACUUUGAGGACGAGACUGCCCUCGAAGGAGUAGAUACUAUCAUCUUUGCCACUGGCUACAACUUCGCAUUGCCCUUCGCAAAAGGCGAGGACCGACCAUGGUGUGAUUCACCUCUUUUCGACAAACGGAUAGAAGAGGGUGAGCGGGAGCUUGGGCAUGCAUGGGAAAAAGGCGGACUGAAGGGGCUGGGCGUGAAGGGGCUGGAUGGGUUGAUGCUGUUCAUGGAGAACGACCGGAGUAUUUGCUUCCCAGUUAUGCAAUAUCAAGUCGUCCCGUUCCCGCUCGCCGAGUCCCAGACUCGCCUCUCCGCACUGCUCUGGGCGGGUCUCCUCCCCUCCUUCCCAGACAAUCCUCAACCACCUCGAAACGCUAGUAAUCCAUACUCUAGCUCUCCUCCCUCCACAUCCACUGCAAAAUCUUCCGGUGCUUUCAGCGCGUCCGACCCCCAGCCUCCACCAGAACCGUCAGCUACAGCUGUCAAGCCCCCUCGGAAAGUCAUGCAGACGCGUCAAAAGCUCGUCUUCGGUGCCCCGUACGAAUGGGAGUACCAAGAGUACCUCAUGGAACUUAUGGUUGAAGCGGACAAGGAUGGAGUAGGAGUCGAGGAGUGUUGGAAGGGGAUUGAGGGGUUCAGGCGGGAGAAGCGGGCUGAUACGGGACUGAGAAAGCGGACUUUGGGAUACUAG
Molecule: messenger RNA, 1668 nt
Organism: Dioszegia hungarica
Lineage: Eukaryota; Fungi; Basidiomycota; Tremellomycetes; Tremellales; Bulleribasidiaceae
Product: putative monooxygenase
Exons: 5
Coding region: 1-1668 (555 amino acids)
Molecular function (GO): N,N-dimethylaniline monooxygenase activity; NADP binding; flavin adenine dinucleotide binding
Source: RefSeq, a predicted model, not a curated record